Megalops cyprinoides (Indo-Pacific tarpon) is the source of this 922-nucleotide messenger RNA. It is a transcript of the gene srd5a1, whose product is annotated as steroid-5-alpha-reductase, alpha polypeptide 1 (3-oxo-5 alpha-steroid delta 4-dehydrogenase alpha 1). Gene Ontology annotation, biological process: steroid biosynthetic process. The transcript is spliced from 5 exons. Gene Ontology annotation, molecular function: 3-oxo-5-alpha-steroid 4-dehydrogenase activity. Gene Ontology annotation, cellular component: membrane. The record is from RefSeq and is a predicted model, not a curated record. Bases 125 to 922 code for a protein of 265 amino acids. Lineage: Eukaryota; Metazoa; Chordata; Actinopteri; Elopiformes; Megalopidae.
UCUGUGGACAUGUCGCUGCUGUGGUUACACAUGUCGGAAGUUAAGUGCACUGUCUCCAAAAUGCAGUGGAGACUCAGAGCUUAAUUUUUUUUUGUGUGUUGAAUAAUCAGCCAAGCUCGAUAGAAUGGCUGAUAUCUUUACUGAGCUAUUCGGUUCUGAUGCCGAGGAACUAUACCUUUUAGACUGCAUGUCUUACAUUAUGCUUUUUAUGGCCGGUGCAACAUUUUUAACUUUACUAUUUGAGAACGUCCCUUACGGCAGAUACGCGUCCAGCAAGUAUGGUUUUCCUGUCAACGUUAAAUUCGCGUGGUUUGUGCAGGAGUUACCUGCCUUUGUGGUGCCUCUGUACUUAGUGUUGGGGACAUCUGCAGCGCAGUUAUCUCAGCUGCCUAAUCGUUUAAUCAUCGCUAUGUAUUUCUGCCAUUACGUGCAAAGAUCUAUCAUUUACCCAUUUUUGAUUCGAGGAGGGAAGUCUACCCCUUUCUUUUCCUUCGCAUUGGCGUUUGUUUUCUGUGUGUACAAUGGGUAUAUGCAGAUACGACACCUGAGCCACUUCGCGGAGUACCCUGCGGAUUGGGUUACGCACCCUUUCUUCAUCUCAGGAGCUGUGCUGUGGUUAGUAGGAUUUCUUAUAAAUGUGCAUUCAGACCAUAUCCUGAGGAAUCUUCGUAAGCCUGGAGAAACAGGCUACAAGAUACCAGUGGGUGGCCUGUUUGAGUACGUAUCUGGUGCUAACUUCCUGGGGGAGAUCGUGGAGUGGUGCGGAUUCGCUCUGGCAGCUCACUCGAUUCAGAGUGCGACUUUUGCCAUCUUCACACUCAUCGUACUUUCCAGCAGAGCUGUAGCUCAUCACAGGUGGUACCUUGAAAAAUUUGAAGAUUACCCAAAAUCCAGGAAAGCUUUAAUACCCUUUGUGUACUGA